CCGGAUGGUGGAGCGGAGGUAGUCUGAGAGUCUGAGCUGAGAGAGCAGGGCGCGCGCGACAUCUCAGCCCGGUCUGCACGCGCGACGGUCGUUGGCUGUUGGCGGCACGCGCCGCGUUCUCUGCUCACUUUUAUUAACGGACUUUUCCCGCCGCCGCGUUUUUUCGGCCGUUACGGUUUGGGUUUCGUUUUUUUUUACCAGCUUCGUAUUUUUCUGGGGUUUUUUUUUAUUUUUAAAUGGCGCGAUUUUUAAAACUGAGCUGAACGCUCUCGCGGGCGUUCUGAGAGAAAGCGCGAGCCGUUUCAACCGUUAAAGCAGAGUCUCUCUCUCUUUCUCUCUCUCUCUCGCUCUCUUUCUCUCUCUCUCUCGCUGUUUCUCUCUUUCUCUCUCUCUCUCUCUCUCUCUCUCUCUCUCUCUCUCUCGCUGUUUCUCUCUUUCUCUCUCUCUCUCUCUCUCUCGCUCUCUCUCUCGCUCUCUCUCUCUCUCGCUCUCUCUCUCUCUCUCUCACCAUGGACGUUCUGGCGAACUACAGCAUUUUCCAGGAGCUCCAGCUGGUCCACGACACCGGCUACUUCUCCGCGAUGCCGUCUCUGGAGGAGAACUGGCAGCAGACAUGCCUGGAGCUUGAGCGGUACCUCCAGACGGAACCCAAACGGCUGUCGGACCUUUUCGAAGACGAACUGGACUGCCUGCUCUCGCCGGGCUUCACAAAAGCGGACAGUGAGGAGGACAUGAUGGACCCACUGCUGUCCACCCUCAGCAACCCUCCAAGCCCCCCUCCACCCCUUCUCAGUCCCCCUCGUGAGCCCCUUACAUCACCAUCAGCCCCUUUGCCUAGCCUAGACCUCGGUACCACGGUCAAUGCUGCCCAACUGAAUGCAGUCACCUCUCUGACCCCACCCUCCUCACCAGAACUGGGCCGGCAUUUGGUCAAGGCCGCUCACACUCUCUGUGCUUCGCCUGAUGGGACCCUAACGCUCAAGCUGGUGGCCAGAAAGGUAGCAUCUGCCCGGACCACUUCGCCUGAGCACGGGGGAGGCCACAGUGAUGGGGAGCAGGUGGGCUCAGCAGGGGGUGGAGACUUAGCAGAGAACAAGAAGAGGGUCCACCGCUGUCAAUUCAAUGGCUGCCGGAAAGUUUACACGAAGAGCUCUCACCUGAAGGCACACCAAAGAACACACACAGGUGAGAAGCCCUACAAGUGCUCGUGGGAAGGCUGCGAAUGGCGGUUCGCUCGGAGCGACGAGUUGACGAGACACUACCGCAAACACACCGGCGCCAAGCCCUUCAAGUGCGCCCACUGCGACAGGUGCUUCUCGCGGUCGGACCACUUGGCACUGCACAUGAAAAGGCAUAUUUAAAGAGGAGGAGCUGGCUCGAAAGCAAGGGAGAGGAAGCGAAAAUGGGAAUUUGGAGAGAGAGGGAGAGAGAGAGAGAGAGAGAGUGCAUAGGGGAAGAGGCACAGGUCUGUCUGCCUGUCACUCCAGCAGAAGACCCUGAAGGAUGCAUACAGAAGGCAUGAUUGAAUAUGCUGGAUAUACCCAAACACCCGCAGCAGGAGCGCGGGCUGGAAUGGUUAGGCCAGAUGACUUGGACCAUCCUGUGUGAGUCACACUGAUUUGCCUGGACCUUGUGGUCCAGGUUUGGAGAAUUGACACGACCUUGACUAGCCCAAUAAGAGCCAAUUAUACGGUGGAAGGAACAUAUACCACUUCAGCCAUGCAGAGCAGCAGUAAUGAAGUCCAGUUCCCUUCAGUUCGGACUCAAUACCAAAUUUUCUAGCAGCAUUGACUACAAAACCUUGUAUGCACUUUGUCAUGAGUCAACAUGGCUACAGCCUACUUCUGACACCAAUGCAUAACAUGGGAACGUAUCGUAUCUAUUGUAUAUUGCAAUUAACACAAAUGGGAACUUUGAACAAUGAUUCUGAAAUGCCGUGUUCUGAAGGAUGGUUCCAUUCGUUGACUAACAGUACUAUUUUCGUUCUGUCUUUUUGGGCCAACCGUUUGCUUCCUCAGUCCAUUGUUGGGAUCAAAAGUGUGAAUUUAGAAAGCGAAAGGUGAGCAGAUGGGAUCUCCUGUAUCAUUAUGUUGUGCACAGUGAACUGAUUUGAAGCGGUGGAACAAAAGACAUCUCCCCUUCUACAAAUAUGGACAACUCUCCCUCUCUCAAAUGUCCCUCCCCGCCAACCAACAGCUGCGCAGCGACACUUUUGGACCUUUCCUACAAAUGAAAAAUGCGUUCUUUGCUUUCGUCCUGUUGAUGUGCACAACGAAAGAACGGUUGCUAUUUGCACAAGUGCAAUGAAGAGUUAAGGAUUCUGCACACAGACAGCAUUUGAAAUCGGCUUAAUUCUUGGAAUGAAAGCCUACUUUAAUACUUGUGAAGGAUAAAAAAAAAAAAAAAAAAAAGCAAAUUUGUUCUUGCACACGUCUUGAGCGUCCCCCGGCGCUAUUUACGCUCCCCAGCAUUUUUUCCCCCCACACAGCUUGAUAUAUUUCUUCAGGCUGUCCAGGACUAGCAUGCAGUGAU
Molecule: messenger RNA, 2532 nt
Organism: Pygocentrus nattereri (red-bellied piranha)
Lineage: Eukaryota; Metazoa; Chordata; Actinopteri; Characiformes; Serrasalmidae
Product: Krueppel-like factor 7
Exons: 4
Coding region: 510-1361 (283 amino acids)
Biological process (GO): regulation of transcription by RNA polymerase II
Molecular function (GO): DNA-binding transcription factor activity, RNA polymerase II-specific; RNA polymerase II cis-regulatory region sequence-specific DNA binding
Source: RefSeq, a predicted model, not a curated record